This is a messenger RNA of Eremothecium gossypii ATCC 10895, 741 nucleotides long. RefSeq names its product exosome non-catalytic core subunit SKI6 (gene SKI6). NCBI's taxonomy places the organism in Eukaryota, Fungi, Ascomycota, Saccharomycetes, Saccharomycetales, Saccharomycetaceae. The transcript has a single exon. Gene Ontology annotation, cellular component: cytoplasmic exosome (RNase complex); nucleolus; nuclear exosome (RNase complex). The record is from RefSeq and is marked provisional. The coding region runs from base 1 to 741 and encodes 246 amino acids. Gene Ontology annotation, biological process: rRNA catabolic process; U4 snRNA 3'-end processing; nuclear mRNA surveillance.
AUGUUUAAAACUGAGAUCUACUCGCCUGAGGGCUUACGUUUGGAUGGGCGUCGCUGGAACGAAUUGCGGCGGUUCGAAUGCUCUAUCAAUACACAUCCCACUGCGGCGGAUGGCUCAUCGUACCUGGAGCAGGGGAAUAACAAGCUCAUAACGCUGGUUACUGGACCCCAUGAGCCAGCAUUACGCUCGCAGGUGAACCCUAGUAAGGCCACGCUAACUGUCACCGUGAAUAUGACCAAAUUCGCCGCGGCGGAGAGAAGCAAAACUGGACACAAGAAUGAAAGACGCAUCCUAGAAAUGCAAACAGCCUUGGUACGUACUUUUGAGAAGAACGUAAUGCUGCAACUGUAUCCACGGACAGCCAUCGAUGUGCAGGUUCAUGUACUGCAGAAUGACGGAGGAGUGUUAGGCUCGAUGAUCAAUGGUAUCACACUUGCUCUAAUAGACGCAGGAAUUGCCAUGUAUGAGUAUAUCAGUGGUAUUUCUGUCGGACUCUAUGAUACCACGCCACUCCUGGACUUAAAUAGACUAGAAGAACAGGCCAUGAGCUGUUUUACCCUGGGUGUGGUGGGCAAGUCCGAGAAGCUUUCUCUACUGCUGGUUGAGGAUAAGGUACCGCUGGAUAGGCUAGAGAGUGUAAUGUCACUUGGAAUUGCAGGCACACACAGGGUACGGGAUAUGAUGGACAAGGUCCUGAGGCAGCAUGGUAAGAUAAGAUUAGAAAACAGUGUAGCAAAUUAA